Molecule: messenger RNA, 1473 nt
Organism: Colletotrichum siamense
Lineage: Eukaryota; Fungi; Ascomycota; Sordariomycetes; Glomerellales; Glomerellaceae
Gene: PDA6-1-1
Product: Pisatin demethylase
Exons: 7
Coding region: 1-1473 (490 amino acids)
Molecular function (GO): monooxygenase activity; iron ion binding; heme binding
Source: RefSeq, a predicted model, not a curated record
AUGAUUCUACCAAUUCACGCCUUGGAGGGCAAACCACUGCCGCCACUGUGGUGGGCGAUCCCUUUCGCAUUACUUGCAGUCUUUCUUUAUCGAAUCAUCUCUGCCGUUAGAGAUCCUUUAAGACAUAUUCCAGGUCCGUUUCUUGCGAGAUUCACUCGGCUGUGGCUGUUCCGCCAGUACUGCCGCGCCGACUACGAGAAGACGGACAGGAAGUUGCACGAUAAAUACGGUCCUGUCGUCCGGAUAGCCCCUGGACAAUACAGCAUCGACAGUCUUGACGCAGCCAAAAUCAUUUACGGCCACGGCAGCCAUUUUGCCAAAAAUGACUGGUAUGUUCCAUGGGGCAAUCCUGCCCUGACCAACCUCUUCAACGAGUUGAAUCCGAAAGUACACUCUGGUCUUCGCCGACAAGUCGCCAACGUCUACUCCAUGUCCCACAUGGUCUCGUACGAGCCCUACGUUGACGAGUGCACGGAAAUCUUUGCCCAACGCUUUUCUGAAUUUUCUGAAAACGGUCGCGUGAUUGAUCUGGGGCAUUGGUUCCAGUGCUACGCUCUCGAUGUCAUUGGCAAAAUUACGUUCUCCAAGCGCUUCGGGUGUCUUGAGGACGGGGGAGACCCUCAGGGAGUCAUCAAGGCGCUGGACGAGGUCCUGACGUUCAGCACCAUCGUCGGUGUCUAUCCGAGGAUUUUUCCCUUCUUGUUCAGUAUCCUCAAGUACCUCGGCUCCGGCGGAGAACCACGGGGAAGCGCAUACAUCGUCAAGUUUGCCGUCGACCAAGUCGCAGCUAGCCGGAUCGAGGAGAAGCCCAAGGACGGGCCCCAGGAUUUCAUUUCCAAGCUUGUUCAGACCCAGAAAGAGCGCCCGGAGACUAUCGACGAUGAGUCCAUUGGGAGUGCUGGCAGCACCAACAUUGCUGCUGGCUCAGAUACCACAGCGAUCUCGCUCAGCGCCAUAAUGUACUACCUCUGCAGGAACCCGAGAACAUUGGAAAAGCUGAGGAAGGAACUGGACGACGCCGAGGCGGAGGGAUCAAUCUCAAACCCAAUCACCUUCAGGGAAGCACAGGCAUUGCCAUACCUUCAGGCUGUGAUCAAGGAGAGUCUCAGACUGCAUCCUGCUACCGGACUCACCAUGCCUCGUGUGGUUCCUGAGGGUGGCAGGCAACUGGCAGGAAGCUUCUUUCCGGCAGGGAAUGUUGUUGGAAUCAGUGCCUGGAUCGCACAUCACAACAAGGAGGUGUUUGGUUACGAUGCAGACGACUUCCGACCGGAGCGAUGGAUUGACUCAAGCAAGGAGCAAAAGAGCGCCAUGGAAUCUUACUUCUUUGCCUUCGGACAGGGCUCGCGCACCUGCAUCGGCAAGAACAUCAGCUUGCUGGAGGUGUCGAAAGCCAUUCCUAGAGUCGUGCAGAACUUCGAUUUGGUACUGGAGAAGGAGGAUGACUGGAAAUGCACCAAUUACUGUUUGUAA